AUGACCCUGAGCACGGAGAUGUCCGAUGCCUCCGGCCUCGCGGAGGAGACAGACAUCGACGUGGUGGGGGAGGGGGAGGAUGAAGACGACGAGGAAGAGGACGACGACGACGAGGGCGGUGGUGGCGGGCCCCGGCUGGCUGUCCCUGAGCAGCGGCGGCGGCGGCGGCGGCGCUCAUAUGCUGGGGAAGACGAGCUGGAGGACCUGGAGGAGGACGACGACGACGAUGACAUACUGCUGGCCCCGCGGGCUGGGGGCUCCCCGGAGCCCCCGGGCCCAGCCCCGACAGCGGGGGUCGGAGCCGGUGGGGGCGUCAGCGCGGGCGGCGGCGGCGGGAGCGCGGGUGGCGGCGCCAAGAACCCGCUGGUGAAGCCGCCCUACUCGUACAUCGCGCUCAUCACCAUGGCCAUCCUGCAGAGCCCCAAGAAGCGGCUGACGCUGAGCGAGAUCUGCGAGUUCAUCAGCGGCCGCUUCCCCUACUACCGGGAGAAGUUCCCCGCCUGGCAGAACAGCAUCCGCCACAACCUCUCGCUCAACGACUGCUUCGUCAAGAUCCCCCGCGAGCCGGGCAACCCGGGCAAGGGCAACUACUGGACGCUCGACCCGGAGUCCGCCGACAUGUUCGACAACGGCAGCUUCCUGCGCCGGAGGAAGCGCUUCAAGCGGCAGCCGUUGCUCCCGCCCAACGCCGCGGCCGCCGAGACGCUGCUGCUGAGAGGCGCGGGGGCCGCGGGCGGCGCGGGAGACCCGGUGGCCGCCGCCACGCUCUUCCCGCCCGCGCCGCCGCCGCCGCCCCCUCACGCCUACAGCUACGGCCCCUACGGCUGCGGCUACGGCCUGCAGCUGCCGCCCUACGCGCCGCCCUCGGCGCUCUUCGCCGCCGCUGCCGCCGCCGCCGCCUUCCACCCGCACUCGCCGCCGCCGCCGCCGCACGGCGCGGCCGCCGAGCUGGCCCGGACCGCCUUCGGCUACCGGCCGCACCCGCUCGGAGCCGCCCUGCCCGGACCCCUGCAGGCCGCGGCGGCCAAGGCGGGAGUCCCGGGCGCCUCGGCGCUGGCGCGCUCGCCCUUCUCCAUCGAGAGCAUCAUCGGGGGCAGCCUGGGCCCGGCCGCCGCCGCCGCCGCCGCCGCGCAGGCCGCCGCUGCCGUGCAGGCCUCGCCCUCGCCCUCGCCGGUGGCGGCGCCGCCCGCGCCCGGGUCCGGCGGCGGCGGCUGCGCGGCGCAGGCGGCGGUGGGCCCGGCCGCCGCGCUCACUCGCUCCCUUGUGGCCGCCGCGGCCGCCGCCGCCUCCUCCGUCUCUUCGUCGGCCGCCCUGGGGACUCUGCACCAAGGGACUGCCCUGUCCAGUGUGGAGAACUUUACUGCUAGGAUUUCAAAUUGUUAA
Molecule: messenger RNA, 1383 nt
Organism: Cynocephalus volans (Philippine flying lemur)
Lineage: Eukaryota; Metazoa; Chordata; Mammalia; Dermoptera; Cynocephalidae
Gene: FOXD1
Product: forkhead box D1
Exons: 1
Coding region: 1-1383 (460 amino acids)
Biological process (GO): regulation of transcription by RNA polymerase II; anatomical structure morphogenesis; cell differentiation
Molecular function (GO): DNA-binding transcription factor activity, RNA polymerase II-specific; RNA polymerase II cis-regulatory region sequence-specific DNA binding
Source: RefSeq, a predicted model, not a curated record